This is a messenger RNA of Lasiodiplodia theobromae, 1701 nucleotides long. RefSeq names its product Import inner membrane translocase subunit tim- mitochondrial precursor. The record is from RefSeq and is a predicted model, not a curated record. Bases 1 to 1701 code for a protein of 566 amino acids. Lineage: Eukaryota; Fungi; Ascomycota; Dothideomycetes; Botryosphaeriales; Botryosphaeriaceae. Gene Ontology annotation, molecular function: phosphoprotein phosphatase activity. The transcript is spliced from 2 exons.
AUGCUCUCGCGCGCAGCUGUCCGUCUUGCUGCGGCUCGUCCGCUGCUAGCGCCGCUUCCUAGAGCGCCCGCCGCCGCCUACGUGCGCACCUACGCGAAAGACGUCAAGCAUCGCGCCACCAAGAAGUCGAACCCUUACGAAUCCAGUCCCAACGUGGUCCGCCCGAAACCGCGCCCCGUACCUGAAUCCUCGCAGGAAACGGCCGAGUUCAACCCUGCCGCCUCGCCAGACAAGAAUACCGCCCCGCAAUCACCGCCGGCACCGGGCAAGCCCAAGUCCGCCGCAGAGCAGCCCUCCGAAUCUGCCGACUUCUCCAGAUCCCAGCCUGAAUUCGAAAGCCCUCAAUCAACCGAGGCCAACACCGCUCCCGGCGAUGCCCCUCAGGCGCAAAAGCCUCUGCCCGACUUGAGGCACGGCAUUCCUUCCACAUUUGCCGAGGAGUUCCUCAAGUCCACCCCGUCGUCCAAGGAGGACGCUCCCGAGCCAAAGCCCAAUGUCACUGAAGACCCUCAAUAUGAGAAAACCCAGGAUGAAGCAUCCGGCGGCGGCUAUGGUGAUCGUGAGGGCGGUGAGCUUCCGAAAUCCGCGUACGAGACAUCUACGGACAGAAAGAGAAACUUGUACGCGAACAUAACAAUGGUUAUGGGUGGCGUUAUGCUGGUGACUAGCGGCUUAUACCUUGGCCGUGAAUGGGACUCCGAGCAGGAGGCAAAACAGCACCCCGAUAUUCCUUCCGGCUGGUCCCCAUCAGCGGUCUACGCACGUGCGAGGGCCAGGCUUUCUGGAGCCCUGGGCUACUACACCGAACCUGUCUUCCCCAAGCUGCUCCCGGAUGUCGAUCCCGCGCCGCCGUACACUCUGGUAUUGAGCUUGGAGGAUCUGCUUGUACACAGCGAGUGGACGCGCGAACACGGUUGGCGGUUUGCGAAGAGGCCUGGCGUCGAUUUCUUCCUGCGCUAUCUGUGUCAAUACUACGAGCUUGUCAUUUUCACCAGCUUACCCCUAAAUUCGGCCGACCCCAUCAUCAGGAAAUUGGACCCUUUCCGUAUCGUCAUGUGGCCUUUGUUCAGAGAAGCCACGCGGUAUGAGAAGGGUCAGUACGACCUGUCCUACCUCAACCGUGACUUGAGUAAAACUAUCAUUAUCGAUACCAAGGCAGAGCACGUCAAAAAUCAGCCUGAGAACGCGAUCGUCCUUCCUCCAUGGAAGGGUGAGAAGACCGAUAGGGGUCUUGUCUCCCUCGUCCCCUUCCUCGAGUACGUUGCGACGAUGGGCAUCACUGAUGUACGGACGGCCCUCAAGUCCUUUGAGGGCAAGGAUAUUGCCGCCGAAUUUGCGAUUCGUGAGCAGAAGGCUCGUGAGAAUUUCCACAAGCAGCUGGAGGAGGAGCAGUCGCGUAAGCCCAGGCGCAGCGGCAUGGGCGCAUUGGCGGGUGCGCUGGGCAUGAAGCCAACAGCUCCUCAGGGUGGCCUUGUAAUUGGCAGGGAGAGCGCAGCCGAAGGGUUCGCCAAGGGCAAGAUGCUUUCGGACCAGAUUCGCGAGCAAGGCCUCAAGCAAUACGAGAUCAUGGAGAAGGAAAUCCGCGAGAACGGUGAGAAGUGGCUUAAGGAGAUGGCGGAGGAAGAGAAGAAGGCGCAAGAAGAAACAAUGAAGAGCAUGAAGAGCGGCCUUUUCGGCUUCUUCAACGCCAAGUCGGAAUGA